AUGGCUUGUGAGAUCGACUAUUCAAUUUCCUAUCAUUGGAUAAUGGACAUCUCACCAUGGAUUUCGAUUUGGAUUUAUCUAUUCUUUUUCCUAGUCGCAUUAGAUCUUAUGAUUCUCAAAGUCAAUGAAAAUCAUCUAGCUAUUCUAAAUCAUCAGUUCUGGAAUUUCGUAUUACAUUUUUAUAUUGCAAUUUACUAUCGACCUAUUGGAUAUCUUCCACUUUUCGGUUUCCAAAUUGGUGGGAUAAUGAGAACCUGGAACAUCAACGCAAUCUAUGCCUGGAUUGCGUGGGUAUGGAUCAUUUUCACCGUAUUCCUCACAAUUGUUCAUACAUUCUACGCUAGACUCAAAACUGUUGUCAGCUCGAUCACUUUGAAUAAAAAUUCUAGACUUAUCACUGGUAGUAGUGUAGCAAUGGUUAUCGCGAUAAUUAUCACAUUAACUUGUGGCUCUAGUAUUUUGCUGGUUUUUUUGUCGACGCCUUAUGUGGUCGAGAUUAAGGCCAAUGCUUUUGCGGUGAGUUUGGGUUUUUUUUAAUUCUCAUCCAAAAAACUCAAACAAAAUAAUUUCAGAAGCACAAUAAUUCAAUAAUCUUCUGCGAUGACUUUGCAAUCAUCGACGUUUCAAUGUGGCAAACAAUAAUUCCCAAUCUUCUAGCAGGCAUCGGAAUCAUAUUACUCUUCAUUAUUAUAGUUUUCAUGUCAAUAGUUAGUAUAAUUGUAUUAUCGACCAACAAAAAAACAAGUUCCGCGAAAACUUUACAAACCAGGAAAGGACUUAUGAUAAGUUUCACUGUUCAAGUGAUUUCUCAUUCACUGUUUCUAUUUUCCCCUCCAACGAUUUGCCUGAUUUUACAACUUUUUGGAGUUCUUCGGAAUCGUAAGUUCAACAUGAACUUAGCUAAUUAAAAUUCACCUAACUAAUUAAAAUUUAACAAAUUCAGAUCACAUCUACGCAGCGAUCAUUCUGAUGGCUCACCAGGGAGUCAUCACAAUUCUAUUGCUAACAAUAGUCUUCCCCUAUACCUCCAACGCAUAUAACAGUUGUAAGUCAAACCCGAAUCCCUUUCCUAAUAUGCAUUAAAUUUUCAGUUUCAGUCAAGCGCAUCUUCAAAAUCCCCUACAAUUUCGUCAAAAAUCCCGGCAAAAUUCAAUCGAGUCAUUCGACAGCACGAACCACAACUUUUUGA
Messenger RNA from Caenorhabditis angaria, 1189 nucleotides. Lineage: Eukaryota; Metazoa; Nematoda; Chromadorea; Rhabditida; Rhabditidae. The record is from the annotation of a GenBank genome assembly.